Dromiciops gliroides (monito del monte) is the source of this 2689-nucleotide messenger RNA. It is a transcript of the gene ZBTB45, whose product is annotated as zinc finger and BTB domain containing 45. The coding region runs from base 138 to 1916 and encodes 592 amino acids. The record is from RefSeq and is a predicted model, not a curated record. The transcript has 3 exons. Gene Ontology annotation, molecular function: protein binding. Gene Ontology annotation, biological process: regulation of immune system process; regulation of cytokine production; negative regulation of transcription by RNA polymerase II. NCBI's taxonomy places the organism in Eukaryota, Metazoa, Chordata, Mammalia, Microbiotheria, Microbiotheriidae.
CUCUGAUCCUAUCGACUAGGGCCCUGCUUCUGACGUCACUUCCCAUUGACCGCCUCCUCAGACCCGCCCCUCGAAAUUGAGGCCGGAAGUGGGUGCCGGACACGAAGAGAGGAACGCUACGGAGAAGGGGGAGGGCCAUGGCGGCCUCUGCGGCGGCCACGGCCACGGCCUCGGCCUCGGCCUCAGCGGCGGCCGCGGAAGCCGUCCACUACAUCCACCUGCAGAACUUCUCACGCUCGCUGCUGGAGACCCUCAACGGGCAGCGGCUGGGCGGCCACUUCUGCGACGUGACCGUGCGCAUCCGGGAGGCUUCGCUGCGGGCGCACCGCUGCGUGCUGGCGGCCGGCUCGCCCUUCUUCCAGGACAAGCUGCUGCUGGGCCACUCGGAGAUCCUGGUGCCGCCUGUGGUGCCGGCCCAGACGGUGCGCCAGCUGGUCGAGUUCCUGUACAGCGGCUCGCUGGUGGUGGCGCAGAGCGAGGCCCUGCAGGUGCUGACGGCGGCCUCCAUCCUGCAGAUCAAGACGGUGAUCGAUGAGUGCACCCAGAUCAUCUCCCAGGCCCGGGGAGCCGGCGCCCGGGGGCCGGAGGACGGGACCCCGGGGCCGGCCACCACCGCCUCUGAGCUCUGCGCCCCGGGGCCGGGGGCUGAGGUCCGCUACAAGCUGCGAGAUCUGCUCUCUGCCCAGCAGCAGCAGCAGCAGCAGCAGCGGGCCGGGGCCGGGGCCUCAGCGGCCGACGUAGGGCCCCACGGCUGUCACAGCCGCAAGCAGAGGCAGCCCGUCCGCCUGCAGCUGCUGGAGCCACUGCCCGUGGUGGUCAAGGACGAGGAAGGAGAGACCUCGCCCACCCGGGCAGCCCCCACGGUGGCGGGGGAAGGAACCAGAGAAGGCUCGGGCCAGGGGGACGGGGUGGAGGAGGAAGAGGAGGAGGAGGAGGAGGAGGAAGAGGACGGGGCCGAGGAGGAGGAGGGAGGGGGCGGCAGUGGAGGGGGCUGCUUUAGUCAGUGUGGGGGAGGCUUCUUCAGUGAGGGGCUUAAAGAACCCCGGAAGGAGCCCCCCCCUACAGGGCCGGAUUUGGCUCCCUCAGAACCCCCCGGAGGAAGAGACUAUUUCGGAGGGGCCUCGGAAGAGGUGUUCCCCGAGAGCUUUAUCCCCGUGUGGCCCAACGAGGACGUGGCCGAGGGGGGCCCCCGGGAGGCGGCUCCCCCUGCCCUAGACGGCCCCCCCCAGGCUCCCGCUCGGCCGGACUGCAGCUUGGGGCCACCUCCCAGUUCCGGAUUUGGACCUCGGGGCCCCGAGCCCAGGGCCCUGGCCUUCCCCAGCCCUGCAGCCGCGGGGGUAAAGGGCGCAGGGGCCACCGGCCUCUUCCCCUUCCACCUACCAGCUCCUCCCCCGGGGCCCCCCCAGCCUCCCCCCUUCUUCAGCCCCCUUCAGCCAGAAGGCUCCGCAGGCGGAGGUGGAGGAGUCCCGGCGGCCUCUGCUUCAGCAGCCCUGGGAGGCUUAGGCCCCAUCCAGAUUCAGCCGGGCGAAGGUCCCGGCCUGCCUGCGCCCCCCGGCCCGGGGCCCCGGCCCCCGGAGCUGCCUUCCUAUGAGUGCAGUCACUGCCAGAAAACAUUUAGCUCGCGCAAGAACUACACGAAGCACAUGUUCAUUCAUUCAGGGGAGAAGCCCCACCAGUGUUCCGUGUGCUGGCGUUCCUUCUCUCUCCGAGAUUACCUCCUCAAGCACAUGGUGACACACACCGGGGUGCGGGCCUUCCAGUGCUCCGUCUGCUGCAAACGCUUCACUCAGAAGAGUUCGCUCAAUGUGCACAUGCGCACCCACCGGCCAGAGCGCGUCCCCUGCCCGCUCUGCGCCAAGGUGUUCUCCCACCGGACACUACUGGAGCGCCACCUCAGCUCUCACCCUGCCCCCUGACCCCUCUCCCCCAGCCCCCGUGCCCAUCCUCAGUCCUCUGGUGGCCCCCACUGCCUCCCCUUCCCCCCAUGGCCAAGGCCCCUCUGCCGACUGGAACCUUGGACUCUGCUAGUGGAAGGCAUUGGCCUGGGGGUCCUCUGGCUGCCCUCCCUUCCCACCCCUCCCCCUAUCCCCCCAUCCCCCAUCCCUUGAGACUCCCCUCUCUUCACUCCUUGCCAGGGGAGUGUUGGUGGGGCUGAUCCUGUAUUCAGGGCUGGGCAGGGCCAUCUGGGAGGGUGGCCCCAGGCCGGCCUCUGAGGCGCUGCUGUGGUGGCUCUUUUGGGGAGUUUGGAGCCUUCUCUGUGAUUGGCCCCAGAUUUUGGGGGGGGCACCCAGAAAGUCAUAUUGAAAUGUCCUGGCUGUCUAGCAAUGCCCUUGGAGCGAGAGCAGAGGCCAAGAGGCAGGAGGCAAGCUGGGCAGGGGGCGCCCUCUGCUACUGCCGGGGAGCAGGCUCGCCAAACUCACCCCAAGCUUCCCAAGGGACCUGACAGGGCUGAACUGAAACAGGAUGAGGUGUUGGAGGAGGAGGAGGCUUAGAACCUGAGUGGGCCCCGGCCACCAACGGAAGGAGCCGGGUCAGCCAGCCCUCAUUCAUCACCACCCUUCCCCUUCCCCUUCAGUGUGUCUUCUUCCCCUAGAGUGUGCGCUCCUUGAGGGCAGGAACUGUCUUUCUGCUUGUAUUUGUAAGUUUGGUAUGUAGUAGGAGGUCAUUUAAUAAAUGCUUGUUGACUGAC